Fragaria vesca subsp. vesca is the source of this 2727-nucleotide messenger RNA. Its product is annotated as probable disease resistance protein At5g63020-like. The coding region runs from base 1 to 2727 and encodes 908 amino acids. The transcript has a single exon. Gene Ontology annotation, molecular function: ADP binding; protein binding. Lineage: Eukaryota; Viridiplantae; Streptophyta; Magnoliopsida; Rosales; Rosaceae. The record is from RefSeq and is a predicted model, not a curated record.
AUGGGUAACAUCUUCUCAGUCAACUCAUCAUGUGAUGCCACUGCUUCUCGCUUCUUGGGUUCAAUAUUCCGACGAGCAGCAUAUGUUGGUAAGCUCGAAAUAAACCUUCGACAUCUGAAAACUUCCUUGGAAGAAUUGAAGUGUUUACAGAAUGACGUGAAGAGAAGGGUUGCGGUUGCUGAGCAGCAGCCACACAUGAAGCAGUUAGACCAAGUACAGAAUUGGAUUUCAAGGGUGAACUCUCUUGAGGCUCGAGUAAGGGAAGCUGUCGACAGUAGCAGUCAACAAACGGAGAGUUUGUGUUGUGGAGGGUAUUGUUCAAAGAGCUACAUGUCAAGCUACAAGUAUGGAACGAAGGUGGCUAAACUGUUGGUGGAAGUCGCUGACUUAAAGAGCAAGGGACUUUUUCCAGAGGUGGCUGAAAAAUUGCCUCAACCUAUAAUCAAUGAAAGACCUCUUGAGCCAACUGUGGGAUUGGAUUCAUUGCUUGACAAGGUUUGGAGCCACGUUGAAGAUGUGGAGGUGGGAGUACUUGGCUUAUAUGGGAUGGGAGGGGUCGGCAAGACCACCCUCCUUACCCAAAUCCAUAACAAAUUCCAACACACUGAUUUUGAUGUUGCAAUCUGGAUAGUAGUCUCCAAGGACCUCAGAGUCGAAGCAAUUCAAAAUAGAAUUGGAGAAAAGAUUGGUUUGAGAGACCCUACAUGGGAGCUUAAAGAUCCAGAUGAAAAAGCCGAUGCAAUCUCAAGCCUCCUGAGCAGAAAAAAGUUUGUGUUGUUCUUGGAUGAUCUAUGGGAGAGAGUUGAUAUAACCAAAAUCGGAGUGCCGUUUCCUGAUCAACACAACAAGUCCAAGGUUAUCUUCACAACUCGUUCUGAGGAUGUGUGUGGUUUUAUGGGUGCUCAACAAAAGAUUCUUGUGGAGUGUUUGCCAUGGGACAAAGCGUGGGACUUGUUUCAGGAGAAGACUGGCAGAGAUGCACUUCAAAUUCAUGCCGAUAUUCCUAAACUUGCUGAAGCUGUUGCAGCAGAGUGUGGCGGUUUGCCUCUUGCACUAACCACAGUUGGUCGAGUGAUGUCCACUAAGAAGACUCCGCAAGAAUGGAAUCAUGCGAUCAGAGUGUUGAAGAAAGCUAGCUUUGAGUUUUCAGGUAUGGGAGACCAGGUGUUCCCUCUAUUGAAAUUCAGUUACGAUAAUUUCCCUAGUGACAAAGUCAGAGCAUGCUUCCUGUAUUGUGCUUUAUUUUCUGAAGACUACGAUAUACCUAAAGAUGAUUUAGUAUGGUAUUGGAUGUGUGAAAAUAUGUUAGAUGAACAUAGUCAUCCGGAGGAAGCACGAGAUGAGAGCUACCAUAUCAUAGGUACUCUUCUCAAUGUAUGUAUGCUAGAAGAGGGUAAAGACGGUUGUGUAAAAAUGCACGAUGUUGUUCGUGACAUGGCAUUGUGGUUGGCUUGUGAUCCAAAGAAAGCAGAUGAUAGUUUUCUUGUGCAUACAGGGGCCGAUUUGAUUGAAGCACCAAUUGCCAGAAAAUGGAAGAACUCGAAAAGGGUAUCAUUGAUGGCUAACCACAUCAAAGAAUUGGUUGAAACACCAAACUCUCCAUAUCUGUUGACUUUAUUUCUCAGGAGAAAUCAUCUGCAGAAGAUUGCUACAGGCUUCUUUAACUCUAUGUCUAAUCUGCUAGUUUUAGAUCUGUCUUCAAAUAAGGAUCUCGCUCAACUGCCCGUUGGAGUUUCAAGCUUGGUUUCACUACACCAUCUCAAUUUGUCGAACACUGGUAUAAAAGAGUUGCCGACAGAGUUAAAGUGCUUAGAGAGGCUGGAAUAUUUGAAUUUUGAGAAUACACCGAAUCUUUAUUCUCUUCCACCAACCCUAAUAUCAAGUUUUCGGAUGCUGAAAGUUCUGAGAAUGGUACAUUCUGGUCCUGAUUCUGAGGAUCAAAAUCAUUUUGAUGAUGAAAAAGCGAUGGUAAAGGAAUUGCAUGGUCUGAAGCACCUGGACUACUUGACUUUGGACAUUAGAAGCACCUCUUGUUUCCAAAACUUUAUCAGCUGCAAAUUACUCUCUUGCUGCACUCGACUUCUAUAUCUCCUGGGUUAUGACAAUCAUUCGAGCUCUCUAGAUAUAUCAUCCAUGGGGAAGAAACACCUUGAACAGCUUAACAUUAGGGGUUAUCCUAAUUUGGAAGAUGUAGUACUGGACAUUGAUUGGGCUGGAGGACUAGCAGGUAAUAAUCUUCGGAACGCAAUAAUGAGAAUCCACAACUGCUUCCAUGGCCUUCAAAUGAUAAUGAUACAAUACUGUGACAAUCUCAAGGACCUGACACAGCUUUGUUUUGCUCCAAAUCUCAUAUCUGUAUAUGUACUUUGCUGCUCUAGAAUGGAGACAAUAAUCGAUAUAAAAAAACUUGGUGGAGAUGCAAAUGUGAGAAAAGAAUUCAAUCUGUUUGCGAAAAUGGGACAUCUGGAUGUUAGAUGGCUACCCGCGUUGAAGAGUAUAUACGGAGCUACCUUGCCCUUUCCAUGCCUAAGCUACAUCAACGUAGAUGGAUGUCCAGAACUGAAGAAACUGCCACUCGACUCUAGCAGUGCUCAAGGAGGAACCAAUCUCACCCUUAGAGGAGAGCAGGACUGGUGGGAUGGGUUACAGUGGGAUGACCAACUCGCAUUAGAUACCUUUCGUCCCAGCUACAUCUGUUGGAAUGUAGAUCAAUACUUGCAAACUUAA